Molecule: messenger RNA, 3159 nt
Organism: Vollenhovia emeryi
Lineage: Eukaryota; Metazoa; Arthropoda; Insecta; Hymenoptera; Formicidae
Product: methyltransferase-like protein 16 homolog
Exons: 6
Coding region: 17-1582 (521 amino acids)
Biological process (GO): rRNA base methylation
Cellular component (GO): nucleus
Molecular function (GO): 23S rRNA (adenine(1618)-N(6))-methyltransferase activity
Source: RefSeq, a predicted model, not a curated record
UCCACUUGAAGUGAGGAUGAGCGUCAAGAAGUACAUCCAUCCGAGAAAUAAGUACAAACGACCGCCGGACUACAAACAACUCGCGGUUUUGUAUCCGGAGUUUUGCCGAAUUGCUACGAUGGACUUCGCGGGUAAACUCAGGAUCAACUUCAAAGACAGGAAGACCCUGCACGUGUUUACAGAGACUCUUCUGAAACAUGACUUCGGUCUGCACGUGAGCAUCCCAGCGGACAAUCUGAAUCCGGCGAUCCCGCUGCGCCUGAAUUAUAUAUUGUGGAUGGAGGAUUUGAUGGCUCAUUCCAAAUUGGAGAUGGACAAGGUGAAGGGCAUCGACAUAGGGACAGGCGCGGUUUGUAUAUACGCCCUAUUGCUAGCAAAAAUUUACAAGUGUCGCAUGAUUGGUACGGACGUGGAUAAGAGAAGUGUGGAGUACGCCCAGAAAUGUAUAAGGACAAAUGAACUGCAAGAUUUAAUUGAAAUAAUUACAGUGAACUCCGAUAGAAUUUUUAAGGACGUGGUGCGAGACGGCGAAGAUUACGACUUCUCGAUGUGCAACCCGCCGUUUUUUGAGAGCGAGGACGCCGGCUUCGAAAGAAUCGCCAAGGCUCUGCCACCGAGAAACGCGCCCACUGGAAGUGACGGCGAGCUGAAAAUCAAGGGUGGCGAGGUGGGCUUCGUGACGAGGAUGAUCGAGGAGAGUGUCGAGGUGGGAGAUCGAAUACGGAUCUACAGCACAAUGAUCGGCAAGAAGGCCGACCUCGUCGGUUUAAGACGAUUGCUAAGAUCGAAGGAUAUAAAGAAUAUGACCUGGACGGAAUUCUGCCAGGGGCACACAACGCGGUGGGGUUUGGCUUGGAGCUUCCUACCGCAAAGUGUUGUAAAUCUCGCCACGGCACCUGUCAUCAGAAAACGCGGGAAGUCCAUGGUGCACUCGUUAAAGAAUUAUAAAACUUCGAUAACGUUUCCGGUGAACGAUAAAUUCUCUUGUAUAGAUGAUAUAAUCAACUUUUUAAGAGCAACGGCGGAAGAGUUAAACAUUCUAUUGCAAGACCUGCCCGUCCCUGAAGACAGUUUGGACUGGGCGUGUAAAAUAACUGCUAGAGAAAAAUCAUGGGUGCAUAUGCGCAGAAAGCGGCGUUUAGCGCAACGGAUUGCGUUGAAACGAACGAGGGGCGAAGAUGGCGAGUGUAUCGAGAUGAAUACGUGCGCUGGAGAAACUUCGAUUAAAACAGAAAACGAUACGAAGGAUCCACACGAAGAAAGCCCUGAUAAAGUAUUACCCGACAAAGAUGGUCCCUUGCUCGUUUGUAAGCUCUGGGUAGAGACUGAAAGCUCUGAUGAUUCUCAGGAUGUAAUUACGCAACCUGACGAGAUGUUCAGGAUAUGGAUGGUGUUCGAAAAUGGGUAUGGUGGUUUGGACGCAUUACAUUCGUUGCGACAGUACCUGAUAAACAACCUGGGAGUGAGAGAAAAACAGAAAAGGUUAAAAAGAACGGAAGAGUCGCCACUUCAGUCGCAGUCCGGCAAUAAAAAGGAUUUGGCGAGCGAUAAACGGGAUGCAGAAGAUUCCAAAGGUUCUUAAUUAGAUCACCGUGUUAUUUAUAAAACAAUUUAUUCCAUGCAACAUGUUAAAGAAAGUCUGUAACAGGAUACUAUAUGUAAAUUAAGUUUGUAACGUUCUUUUUCUUUCAUGAUAUAUGUAAAGUCUGUGUAAUUUUAUUUGUAAUAUAAUAUAUUUCCCCCCUUAUAUAAUUAUUAUUACUUCUCUCUUUAUAGUACAAUUUGGCUAAGUGCAAUGCGGUAAUUUGUCAUUACGAUUAUUCUUGCGAUGCGAGAAAGAGUCCGUGAAAGAGACGGUGACAGAGAUUGACUGAAUCGAUCGAUCGAUAAAUUGAUCCGGGCUUUUUUUUUAUUGUCACCGCAGAAACACUGUCGUUGUGCUCUCUUCAGGCCUGAAAUUUCGCAUAAAAUCUACGAAGGCUGCAGCGGGAAUAAUCAGCACUAUUUUCUUCAAUAAUUAAAAACCUCACGAUACGGCUACUAUCGGACUAUCGAUAUCGCGGUACUGCUCUUCGGUCGAGCCGCGGCGAGAGAUUACGAAUCGGGCCGCGGAUAGAUCCCUGGAGCAGGCGAAAUAAAUUAUAUUAUAGAAUAUUAACAGUGGGAUGUAACAAUCGGUUCUUUUACUUAUGACUUUAAUACUAUAAUCGCGAAACUUGUAAAUCAGCUACGACGCACAAUGACUCGAUUAACAAUUGGCCAUUGCAUCCUUAAUUACGAAUAUGAUCGGAUAACAAUAUCAUUCGCUAUAUCAAAUUAUUAUCACCAUCAUUCUCGAUACCGCAUUAAAGAUACCUAGUAUAUCUUUAUAUUAAGCAGGCAUGUCAAUCAAGAAUUAUUUGAACGAAAGAAUAUCUAUAAAAAAAUAAGAGGAAGCACUUGAUCACGAAUCGCUGUAAUAACAGAUGAAAGAAAACGGAUUAUACGUGUAUGGAUUAACUGUAAAUAUCGUAAUACUUUCUUUUUUUCUUAUUGAUGGCAAUUAGGAUGGAGUAACAACAUGCCUGAAUGGCACAAUAUGGUGAUCUCACAAAGAGGAAAGACGAACAAAACUCUGAAAGCGAAUUCGCAUAAUAAGGCAAUUUUAGCGUGACUCUGAUACAGCAACCAAAAUGUAUGUCGAACUGUAUCGGGACAUUUUCGCGUGAUUGGUAAAUUGUAGUAAUGACUAGUCGUUUGAUAUCUAGCUGGUUGACACCAUACUGGAUACCUAGCAAUGAAGUAGGAUGUCUGUUAUAAGUUUCUAAUAGAUUACAAAUAUGCGCCAAAUAUAAUACGAAUAAAAAUAACGUAACUUACGUCUUUGUUUCGUAUUAAAUUUAACUUAAACUCGGUACUUUAAUCACAGUUAAACACAAGUUUAAGCAAGUCUUGAAUUCGCACGUACAGAAAAGAAUACGUAUCAGCGUAAUGGUUGCGGUACACGUACCAGAAUAAGUGGUGAAUGUACCAACGAUCCCCAAAAAAUCACCCACUACAAUAAUUGUAUGCGCUAAUGUAUACUAAUGUAAAUUAAAGCCGGUGUACACACAUCUACGUUGCGCAACUAACAUAAUCGAUCAAAAUUCAACAAAUAUUUAAUAAAAUUUCUAAAUUAUA